CUGCUUGCUUUUAUUGAACGUUAAGGACUAAAAUAGAAAUGUAACAUUAUGCUGAAGUUAUUGAAGAUAAAUUUAAAGUUCAGAAAGUUAAACUGAGGCUAACAGACGGGGUUAGCAUCGUUAGCUGUUCGUGUUAGCUUUAGUUCAGGGGCCCUGUGUGUUUAAAGCUCUUUCUAGUUUAUUUAUAAGCUCGGCUGAGGCAACGCAGCGAUAUGGACAAAGUGCGGAGGAUCCUGGUUCAUGUUUGUAAAGACCGAGCGGCUCCACAGCGAGCCCACUUCAUCCAGAGUUUAACGGGUCAUUUCAGUGAUGGCGGUGAUGAUGAGGUGGAGGUUACCUACUCGCUGGAGAAAAACCAGUUCCUCCUGAGCAGAGGAGAGACGGGACGCCGGGUCCCUCUGAAGAGGCCCGCCUUCUGUCCCAUCAAGCACCUGUCAGCCAAAGAGGCCACUGCAAUCCCAUUGGACAUCCAGGAGCGUGGCGUAGAUGUGGGCGUGGCAAUCCUCCUUCAGACAACCAAUCAGAGAGUGUUACUAACACGGCGAGCGAAUGAGCUUCGGAUAUUUCCCAACGUUUGGGUUCCACCAGGCGGCCAUGUCGAGCCAGAUGAGACGCUGCUGGAUGCCGGCCUCCGGGAGUUACAGGAAGAAACAGGACUCAAACUGGAACCAGAGGAAGUUUCUCCAAAGAUACUGGGGCUGUGGGAGUCGGUGUAUCCUCCCAUGCUGUCCAGAGGACUUCCUCAGAGACAUCACAUUGUCAUCUACAUGCUGCUGCACUCUUCCCUCUCUCACCUGCAGCUACAGGCGAGUCUGAGCCCAUCUCCUGCAGAGGUCAGCGCCUGUCUCUGGGCCGAUGAUCAGCUGGUCAGAGCCAUUGUGUCCGCUGUGGAUGGAGAGGAUGCAGAGGUUCCUGUGGACCACCUACCAAGCAGUGUCAGUGUGUCUCAGGUUUCAUCAGACGGCGUUCUGUGCGACUCCUCCCUCCCUCUGACUGUGUUCAUCAGCCGGGCACCGUCCAGCGGCCCUGACUUGGAACGAGUCAGCACCGGGACCAAGUACGCCCUGGAGCUAUGGCUGAAGAGCCUGGAGACCCCUGACCUCUGACCCCUCCUCGUCCUGCAGGCAUCAGAGAUUAAUUUCAUGUUUAAUUCUGCCUUAUUUUUUAAUAAAACUCUGAAACUGAA
Cheilinus undulatus (humphead wrasse) is the source of this 1186-nucleotide messenger RNA. It is a transcript of the gene nudt17, whose product is annotated as nudix (nucleoside diphosphate linked moiety X)-type motif 17. Gene Ontology annotation, cellular component: cytosol. Gene Ontology annotation, biological process: NAD+ catabolic process; NADP+ catabolic process. The record is from RefSeq and is a predicted model, not a curated record. The transcript is spliced from 9 exons. NCBI's taxonomy places the organism in Eukaryota, Metazoa, Chordata, Actinopteri, Labriformes, Labridae. The coding region runs from base 213 to 1106 and encodes 297 amino acids. Gene Ontology annotation, molecular function: NADH pyrophosphatase activity.